Molecule: messenger RNA, 1323 nt
Organism: Tribolium castaneum (red flour beetle)
Lineage: Eukaryota; Metazoa; Arthropoda; Insecta; Coleoptera; Tenebrionidae
Product: histidine-rich glycoprotein
Exons: 1
Coding region: 280-1074 (264 amino acids)
Source: RefSeq, a predicted model, not a curated record
AUCAAUUAAGCCACACACACACUGCCAUAUCCAAAUAUAUCGCAACAAUUUUUUACUCGCCGUUUUAAUUACGAAACUCGCAAAGAAGUUGAAAAUUAAAACCGCGUUUUAAUCGUUUUAACCAGAAAAUUAAGUCGUUUUUUGGCGAAGUAAUUAAUCUUAAAACCGAGAAUCCAUCCAUCCUCUCCUUUACUUCCGACUGGAAGCGCAGUGACGCCAUCACGUACUAGAAAUGACUAUAUAAAAGCAACAUUUAACCGUCAGAUCUUUAGUUGUGCAAUGUUUCCGUUGAAAGUUGUCAAUAUUUUAACACUGCUGACUCGCCUAGCGGCGGCAGGCCAAAUUAGUUUCGCUCCGUUCUACAACACCGGAGUCGGUUUCCUCCGAGAUGACUUCAGUUUCGGGUUUCCGGAGUAUUUAGUCGCAUCGGCGUCGAAUUGGGGAGGUGGUGGAAGUGGCAAAAAAGAAGGUGGAGGCAAGGAGUACCACGCCAAAAAAUACUCCGACCACGGACACAAAGGCGAUAAAGGAUACAAGUCUGACCACCACCACGACACCGGAGAACACGAAACACAUGGAAAAAAAUACAAGUCGGGGAAAUACGGCGAAAAGGGAGGCCACCACGACAAACACCAUGACGAAGCUGGACAUUACAAGAAGUUCCACGAGGGGAAAAAAUCGCACAAGGCGGCCAAAUUCGGCGAGAAAAAAGGGCACAAAAAGGGCCACAAGACCAAGGGGUACCAUAAUAAGUUCCACAGGGACGAGUACCACAAAGAACACAAGUUUUACGAUGAUUAUCACAAGAGUGGGUUCCACGACAAGUACGGGGAUCAUCACGAGCACUACGCCAAGAAGGAAGGAGCCCAUAAAAAGGGCGGAUCCGCCCAUUCGGGCCACCACGACGACAAGUUCGGGAAGAAGGGCUUCAGUGACAAAGGGCACGUUAUCGACGAACACAAGGGCUUCAAGGGGAAGAAGGGCCACAAGUCGCACCACAAACAUUACAACGAUUACGCAAAGAAAAAGGCCUCAGAGUCAGGCAAACACUUCGGAUACUCCCAGAAACACUAGUUUUUGCUCUUCACAAAGCUGUUGCAAUUUUAUGCAUCGCUACCUUCCACCAAUUCGGCUUAAAUCAGUGAAAGCGAGCUUGCGGUUUCGACUCAACAUGCAAACAUAGUUGAAUUUUUUACGGACAUGCCAUAUUUUGUUAUACACCGGCCAGUUUCACCACAAUUGUGAACAAUUCGAUUCCGUGCCGUGAAACUGGUCCUUUUCACUGUUUUUACUUUGUUUAAAUAAAACCUCAGCAUUUGAAAA